Sesamum indicum (sesame) is the source of this 1144-nucleotide messenger RNA. RefSeq names its product FKBP-like peptidyl-prolyl cis-trans isomerase family protein. The record is from RefSeq and is a predicted model, not a curated record. Gene Ontology annotation, cellular component: cytoplasm. Gene Ontology annotation, biological process: protein peptidyl-prolyl isomerization. Gene Ontology annotation, molecular function: peptidyl-prolyl cis-trans isomerase activity. NCBI's taxonomy places the organism in Eukaryota, Viridiplantae, Streptophyta, Magnoliopsida, Lamiales, Pedaliaceae.
AGGAAUGAGCAAACAACUCUGGCAGUGGAAGAACAAAGCAAAGAGAGAGCGGAGAAUCUUUAUGGCCGAAGCCCUCUACUUCAUCUAUACCUCUGGUGACAAUUUACCUAAUUUACCCUCCAUCUUCCCUCAAAUUCCCCUCUUGCCUCCCCUCGCUUCUCAGCCUUCCUCUCCAGUCAGGAUUUGACACUGGAAAAUCCCAGUAUAACCAGGUGAAGCUUUGAAACAAAACGUUUGGCUAGAUCUUGAUCUUCCUAACGCUAUGCAGGACAAGCAUUCCUUUGAGAUAUUAGAAAUCAUGGGCGAUUCAGUGGAUUUGACUGGGGAUGGAGGCGUCAUGAAGACACUAAUACGGCGAGCAAAACCUGAUGCAAUUGUUCCAUCAGAGGGUCUUCCGCUUCUUGAUGUUCAUUAUGAAGGAAUUCUGGCUGAGACUGGUGAAGUGUUUGAUACAACACAUGAAGAUAACACUAUUUUCACCUUUGAGUUGGGUAAGGGAUCUGUAAUUAAAGCUUGGGAUAUAGCGCUGAAAACCAUGAAGGUCGGUGAGGUUGCUAAGAUCACUUGUAAGCCAGAAUAUGCCUAUGGCAGUGCUGGUUCGCCGCCAGAUAUCCCCCCAGAUUCAACACUUAUUUUUGAGAUCGAGUUGGUGGCUUGCCGACCUCGUAAAGGCUCUAGUCUGAGCAGUGUUUCAGAUGAGAGGGCUAGGCUGGAAGAGCUUAAGAAGCAGAGGGAACUUGCUGCUGCAGCUAAAGAGGAAGAAAAGAAGAAAAGGGAAGAAGCAAAGGCGGCUGCUGCCGCUAGGAUUCAGGCCAAACUUGAAGCCAAAAAAGGUCAAGGCAAGGGAAAGGGCAAAGCCAAAUAGGGCUAUUAAGUAUGUUUUUCCUCUGAUGGAGCUAAUAAACCUUCAUCGGCUGCCACACUAGGCCAUAGCAACAUACACUUUUUUAUUGGCUGCACUUUGCUGGCCAUGCAAGAUGACAUCUGGUUGCUCUUCAAGGUCUCUGAGGGUUUAGUUUAUACAAUAUCAUGUAUUGUGUCUCUGUAUUUGCCUCUUACUCUGGCAUGCAGUAAAGGGGCAGUGUGUGGUCCAUUGGAUAUAUGUAAUAAUAUGGGGUAAUGAUAUAACACCAAACCAAGAGUA